This is a messenger RNA of Eucalyptus grandis, 733 nucleotides long. RefSeq lists its product as uncharacterized. The record is from RefSeq and is a predicted model, not a curated record. NCBI's taxonomy places the organism in Eukaryota, Viridiplantae, Streptophyta, Magnoliopsida, Myrtales, Myrtaceae. Bases 1 to 621 code for a protein of 206 amino acids. The transcript is spliced from 2 exons.
AUGGCGUCCUCCGUCUCUCGGCAUCUGCUCGUCCACCCCCUCCCUCUGGCCGAAGAUACUGCCGGCCUCCGCCGCGAAGCCGUCGGCCUCCGGCAGGAGGGAGGCGGUCUCGGUCUCGUUCCCGAGCGGCGCCAGGCUCCCGCCGUUGACCGGGUGCUGUCCCCGUCGCUGGUCCGAUCGGUCGCGAGGGAGAUCUCGGUGCACCUAGGCGGGGGCCGACGGCACGGCAAAGAAGGAGAGGUGCGGGCUAGAGGGUUGGAGGUCGCUGUGGACGAGGUACGUGGACUGGCUGCACCAGCACCGGAUUUAGGGCUUUUCCUUGGACACAAGCCAAAUCGGGUUGACGGACGAGUUCGUGGAGAAGAUGGAGCCUCGGUUCCAAGCCGCGUUCAAGGCGAUGGAGGAGCUGGAGAAGGGCGCGAUCGCGAACCCGGCCUGGACGAGGGCCGCAUGGUCGGGCACUACUGGUUGAGGAAGUCGGAACUCGCGCCGGCCCGAUUCCUGAAGGCGCAGAUUGAGAGCACGCUCGACGCCGUCUGCAAUUUCGCUGCCGACGUGGUCAGCGGUGAGUAUUACUAUGAAGGCGUUAUUUGUGAUAGCUCCCCAAACCUUUCAUAUUGAGUGCCUUGAUCCUCCUCUCAAGGUAGUUCAUAGCUAUUUGAGGGGUCUUGCCUUGAGUUCGAUGUGUUAAUUGCUGUCAUUUGUCUUAUCGUACUUGAUUGAGAUAAUUUAG